This is a messenger RNA of Schistocerca serialis cubense, 2114 nucleotides long. It is a transcript of the gene bma, whose product is annotated as SCY1-like protein 2. Gene Ontology annotation, biological process: protein phosphorylation. Bases 116 to 1933 code for a protein of 605 amino acids. The transcript has 14 exons. NCBI's taxonomy places the organism in Eukaryota, Metazoa, Arthropoda, Insecta, Orthoptera, Acrididae. Gene Ontology annotation, molecular function: protein kinase activity; ATP binding. The record is from RefSeq and is a predicted model, not a curated record.
CCUACACUACUCGGGACACGUGCUGCACCGCAACGUCUGCCCCUCCAGCAUCCUCGUCACCAAGAAGGGCACCUGGAAGCUGGGCGGCCUCGAGUUCACCGAUCGCGUGAACGACAUGGACGGCCUGGAGUCGGUGCCGUGUCAGCCGUGGUCGAGCCGCCUGCCCAAGAUGGCGCAGCCAGACCUCGACUACAUCGCGCCCGAGGUGCAGACGACGUCGUCGUGCAGCAUCCUGAGCGACAUGUUCUCGCUGGGCAUGGUCAUCUGCUCCAUCUUCAACCAGGGCCGGCCGCUCAUACAGGCCAACCACAGCGCGUCCACCUAUCUCAAGCAGCUAGAAGUGCUGGAGGAGCAGGUGCACAACGUGCUGCCGCGGGUGCCGGUGCCGCUGCAGGAGGCGGUGGUGCGCCUGCUGAGCCGCGACACGCGCCAGCGGCCCACCGCCCAGCUGCUGUCCCUCAUCAAGUACUUCAGCGACCCCUCGGUGCAUGCGCUGCAGUUCCUGGACGUGAUCAACAUGAAGGACCCCACCCAGAAGUCGCACUUCUACCGCAACACGCUCAAGGACGUGCUGCCCUACGUGCCCAGGAAACUGUGGUUCCAGCACGUGUGGCCGAGCCUGCAGCAGGAGAUGAAGACGCAGGAGGUGCUGGCCGCCGUGCUGCAGCCCAUCAUCUUCCUGGUCCAGGAGUGCACCAUCGAGGAGUACGAGUCCAUCAUCCUGCCCGCCUUCAGGAGUGUCUUCUCGAUCCCGAAGUCGAUCCAGGCGACGGUGACUCUGCUGGAGAACCUGCACGUCAUCCUGGAGAAGACGCCGCGGGACGACAUCCGCAGCGAGGUGCUGCCCAUGCUCUACAACGCCUUCGAGAGCACCACCAUACAAGUGCAGAGCGCGGCGCUGGUGGCGGUGACGAACGUGUCCGAGUACCUGGACGAGACGGCGGUGCGGCGCAUGGUGCUGCCCAAGACCAAGGCCGUCUACGAGAAGAACACGGCCGACCUCAAGCUCGUGAUGAACGUGCUCAGCUGCAUCGAGAAGACGCUGGACAAGCUGGACAAGUCGCAGAUCAUCGACGAGGUGCUGCCGCUGCUCUGGGACGUACGCCUCGCCGACCCCGAGAUCACCAUCCGCGUCGUCAACAUCUACCGGCUGAUGCUGAGCGACAAGAAGUACGGCCUGUCGGUGAACCUGAUGGCGACCCGCGUGAUGCCGUCGCUGCUGCCGCAGACGGUCAACCCGAGCCUCAACCUCGACCAGUUCACCAACCUCCUCGAGGUACUGCAGGAGAUGCUCGACCACAUCGACAGGAACCAGCGCAACAAACUGAAGUUGGAUAACCUGACACUGCCAAGCCCAGAGCGCCACCGCCCACUGCGCCACCAGUACAGCUCAGAUAACAUGCACGUGCCACCCUUCAACAUCCCCAACCUGCGCAUCGAGCAGCGCAAGACCUCCAGUGCCGAGGACAUGGCACGCAAGAACUCAGCUGACUCAGGUGUGCUAGGUGGCUGGUGGUUUGGUGCAUCACCAUCGUCACCAGACAGCAACUUCCUGCGCGUGCAUAAUGCCUUCCCCAACCGGCGGCUGUCGGACAAUGCACUCAUGAUGCCACCCAAGAUCCGCGUGGCACCUAGCUGCGCCUCGUCGCCUGGUGGCACGCCUGGCGGUGGCCUGCCCGUGCGCCGGCAUUCCAGCAUUGGCCCACAGGAGCGGCGUGGGUCUGCUGUCAACCUGUCGCCACCAACGCUUGCACGGAGCAUGAUCGGGGGAAGCAUGCCAAACACAAGCAGCAGUGUUCCAUUCUUGCUGAGUUCCAGUAUGAGCAGCAUACGCUCACGGCGACCAUCCGCAUGCUUGUCCAGCUCUCAAGGAUCAGGACUACUGCAGCAGCUUGGAUCAGGCAUGUAUCAGCUAUUUUCUGGAAGAUCAUAGACAGAUCAGUGAUUAUGCGAAGACUAUGCAAACCAAAAUAUUUCUUGCAAUAAAGACACAGACCUCAAAAAACCUAGUGAUUUAACAUAUCUUUUUUGAAAUGUGUGAUGUAUAACCAAACUUGAUGUGUGUGUAUUUAGUAAAUGAAGAUGGCUAAAGAAGACAUAUUUAUAAUUGCAGU